ACAGACAGAAAGUCGAGUGAUCGUCGGCAGGCCACCAGCGAAGUUGUCAAAUAACAGUUUAAUACAGUGUUAUAUUUUAUUAACCAAAUAAGCUGAGACCAGCGUUUUAUUAUAGCCAGUAGGUAUUUCACAAGGCACGCCAUGUCAACCCCAGCUAGAAGAAGACUAAUGCGGGAUUUUAAACGGCUACAAGAGGAUCCUCCAGCUGGUGUCAGCGGUGCUCCAUCUGAAAAUAACAUCAUGGUGUGGAACGCAGUCAUUUUUGGCCCUGAAGGCACUCCCUUUGAGGAUGGUACAUUUAAACUCAUUGUAGAAUUCACAGAAGAAUACCCCAACAAACCCCCCACAGUCCGAUUUGUGUCAAAGAUGUUUCAUCCAAACGUCUAUGCAGAUGGAAGUAUAUGUCUAGACAUCCUACAGAAUCGUUGGAGUCCCACUUAUGACGUGUCGUCUAUUCUCACAUCUAUCCAGUCCCUGCUCGACGAGCCGAACCCCAACAGUCCUGCCAACAGCCAGGCGGCUCAGCUGUACCAGGAGAACAAGCGGGAGUACGAGAAGCGCGUGUCGGCCAUCGUAGAACAAAGCUGGAGGGACAGCUGACCUGGCCGUCCCCACAGCCGCUCUCGCCAUUCUUCAACUGUGUGCUGCAAAGUUUUAGUGGAGUUCCUCCUAAUUUCUCCUCCAUUUUCAAAUUCAAGCUUUUAUGCACUUUACCUUCGACUUUACCUUCAUAGAAAUUUUCUCUCUCUCUCUCUCUCUUCCUUUCCCACCGAGAAGAAUUUAUUAUUUUUCUAUUCUAGCCUCAUUUUCCAGUUUAUCAGGGGAAAUCUGCUGAAUCUUGCCUCCUGUGUUUCGUCACCAUGGACUCGAGGGCCAUUACUCAGUGAUUCUGUUGUUCUCACUUGCUGUUAAGACCCCCCCCAUCAUGUCAAAGUGUCUCCGACGGCGCGUCUCGUGUGGCGCGCCUGGUCGCUUCUGUCGGUUUGUUUUCACGAGGCAGCGGGAGGAGGAGCCGCCGGGGGCGUGGCCCACUCAGACAUCUCCACACCGAGUCUUUUACCGUGUUGUGUGAACUGUUACAUGCAUGACGGAGUGUUCACGAUCCUCUUCAGUUCUUGUGUAUAUAAAGAAGCCUGCAACUGAAAUUAUGUACAGAUUUUGCACUGGUUUGUCUCCCAUGUCACUUUUUUCCAGUACUUGUAAAUAAAAAGAAAAGGCAGUUCAUCCUUUAA
Messenger RNA from Salarias fasciatus (jewelled blenny), 1232 nucleotides. It is a transcript of the gene ube2al, whose product is annotated as ubiquitin conjugating enzyme E2 A, like. The transcript is spliced from 6 exons. The record is from RefSeq and is a predicted model, not a curated record. Bases 142 to 600 code for a protein of 152 amino acids. NCBI's taxonomy places the organism in Eukaryota, Metazoa, Chordata, Actinopteri, Blenniiformes, Blenniidae.